Molecule: messenger RNA, 2676 nt
Organism: Lodderomyces orthopsilosis Co 90-125
Lineage: Eukaryota; Fungi; Ascomycota; Pichiomycetes; Serinales; Debaryomycetaceae
Gene: MCM2
Product: MCM DNA helicase complex subunit
Exons: 1
Coding region: 1-2676 (891 amino acids)
Biological process (GO): mitotic DNA replication initiation; double-strand break repair via break-induced replication
Cellular component (GO): MCM complex; nucleus
Molecular function (GO): single-stranded DNA binding; ATP binding; single-stranded DNA helicase activity
Source: RefSeq, a predicted model, not a curated record
AUGUCUAGUCCACCAUAUAAUAGCAGAAUUUCGCGAAACUCAAGAAAGAGACAAAAUGAACAUCACGAUGAUGAUGACGAUAUUGUUGCAGGAGGUUCACAUUCAUAUAAUCAUAGGUCGUCGCCAGUACAUCAACCAUCGUCACCUUUAGCUUCUUCACCUCAACAUCAACAACAAUUACCCUCAUCACCUGCUAUCCCAUUUGAUGCUGGUUUAGAUGAUGACGACGAUGAAGAAAUUCAAAAUGAUAUUGCUGAUUUGAAUCCAUCAGAUGAAGAAGAUGGUGAUGAUUUAAUGGAUAAUUUGGAAAAUGAUUACAGGGCUAACCCUGAACAAGAUCAAUACGAUUUAGGAGAUGGUAAUAUUGACGAUACUCAAGAAUAUGAUGAAAUGGAUGCAGCAACAAGAAGAAGAAUUGAUGAACAAUUGAAUAGAAGAGAUGCUAUUUUGAAUAAUGCUAAUCGUUCAAGAAGUGGUGCAUUUUUGGAUGAUGAGGAAGAAAAUGACGGUUUAGAUGGUAUGGAUCAAUAUGGUUUACCUAUUCAAAGAAGAAGAAGAAGACAACAACAUGAUGAAGAUCAAGACGAUAUGAUGGAUGAUAUUGAAAUUGAUCCAUUUAGUGAAGAAUUGUCUUUGGAGAGUUUGACAGAUGUGAAAGCGCCCAGUAUUACUGAAUGGAUCUUACAACCAGCUGUAAGUAGAUCUAUUGCACGUGAAUUGAAAUCGUUUUUUUUGGAGUAUACUGAUGCUAAUGGUGAAUCAGUUUAUGGUAAUAAAAUGAGAACUUUAGGGGAGGUCAAUGCUGAAUCAUUGGAAGUUAGUUAUAAAGAUUUAGCUGAUUCUAAAGCUAUAUUGGCGAUCUUUUUGGCUACAAGUCCCGAGGAGAUGUUAAAAAUAUUUGAUAUUGUUGCUAUGGAAGCAGUUGAAUUGCAUUACCCAAACUAUUCCCAAAUUCAUCAAGAAGUGCAUGUCAGAAUUAUUGAAUAUCCUACAUUGUUGAACUUGCGUGAUUUAAGAGAAAAUAAUUUAAAUCAAUUGGUUAAGGUAUCCGGGGUUGUUACUAGAAGAACUGGAGUUUUCCCACAAUUGAAAUAUGUCAAAUUUGAUUGUCUUAAAUGUGGAGUUGUUUUAGGUCCAUUCAUUCAAGACUCAAACAGUGAAAUGAAGAUUUCAUUUUGUACCAAUUGUCAAAGUAAAGGUCCAUUCAAGAUGAAUUCGGAAAAGACCUUGUAUAGGAAUUAUCAAAGAAUCACAUUACAAGAAGCUCCAGGUACCGUCCCAGCAGGUAGAUUACCAAGACAUAGAGAAGUCAUUUUGUUGUCUGAUUUAGUUGAUGUUGCCAAACCGGGAGAAGAGAUUGAAGUUACUGGUAUAUAUAAAAACAAUUAUGAUGGUAAUUUAAAUGCCAAGAACGGAUUCCCGGUUUUCGCCACCAUUAUUGAAGCCAAUUCCAUUAGAAGAAAAGAAAGUAGUGCAUUUAUGGGUGGCAACAAUUUGGUUAACAUUUGGACUGAAGAAGAAGAACGUGAAUUCCGUAAAUUAUCGCGGGAACGUGGAUUAAUUGAUAAAAUUAUUUCAUCAAUGGCACCAUCAAUUUAUGGUCAUAAAGAUAUCAAAACUGCUAUUGCUUGUUCAUUAUUUGGUGGUGUUGCUAAAAACGUUAAUGGUAAAUUAUCCAUCAGAGGUGAUAUCAAUGUCUUGUUACUAGGUGAUCCAGGUACUGCCAAAUCACAAAUUUUGAAAUAUGUUGAAAAAACCGCAAGUCGUGCUGUUUUCGCCACUGGUCAAGGUGCAUCUGCCGUGGGUUUAACUGCAUCAGUAAGAAAAGACCCCAUUACUCGUGAAUGGACUUUGGAAGGCGGUGCAUUGGUGCUUGCUGAUAAGGGAACAUGCAUGAUUGAUGAAUUUGAUAAAAUGAAUGAUCAAGAUCGUACUUCCAUUCAUGAGGCCAUGGAACAACAAAGUAUCUCCGUUUCAAAAGCUGGUAUCGUCACUACUUUGCAAGCACGUUGUGCUAUUAUUGCUGCUGCUAACCCUAAUGGUGGUAGAUAUAACUCCACAUUGCCAUUGUCACAAAAUGUCAACUUAACCGAACCAAUCUUGUCACGUUUUGAUAUCUUGUGUGUUGUUCGUGAUUUAGUCAAUCCUGAAUCAGAUGAAAGAUUGGCUAGUUUUGUUAUUGAUUCACAUAUGAGAUCACAUCCAGCUAAUGCUGAUGGAGUUAUUAAUGAUGGCGAUGAAGAAGAUAUUGUUGAAUCUAAUGCAUCGGCUAAAACCAAAGAUGAAAGAUUAGCCGAAUUGAAACAACAAAAAGAACAAGAAAUAUCACCCAUCCCACAAGAUCUAUUGAUUAAGUACAUCCAAUAUGCUCGUGUUAAGGUACAACCGAAAUUACAUCAAAUGGAUAUGGAUAAAGUUGCCAAAGUAUAUGCUGAUUUGAGGAAAGAAAGUAUAUCUACUGGAUCUUUCCCUAUAACCGUGCGUCAUUUGGAAAGUAUUUUAAGAAUUGCUGAAUCAUUUGCCAAGAUGAGAUUAAGUGAUUUUGUCAGUCAAAAUGAUUUGAAUCGUGCUAUAAAGGUGAGUAUUGAUAGUUUCGUUGGUGCGCAAAAAGUUACCGUUAAGAAACAAUUGCAAGCCAAGUUUCAAAAGUAUACUUUGCCUACUAGAACCAGGUAA